Ornithodoros turicata is the source of this 4119-nucleotide messenger RNA. RefSeq names its product Na(+)/H(+) exchange regulatory cofactor NHE-RF1-like. NCBI's taxonomy places the organism in Eukaryota, Metazoa, Arthropoda, Arachnida, Ixodida, Argasidae. Gene Ontology annotation, biological process: protein localization to plasma membrane. The record is from RefSeq and is a predicted model, not a curated record. Gene Ontology annotation, cellular component: apical plasma membrane. The coding region runs from base 220 to 1686 and encodes 488 amino acids. The transcript is spliced from 5 exons. Gene Ontology annotation, molecular function: protein-membrane adaptor activity; protein binding.
UAUCACGUGACAUUGGCAGACGCGCCGACGCGCGUUUUGGGCGUAUUUUGUUCUCUUUCCGUCAAUGUACUGGCGAGCGUGCCGUUUUAUCCACAUCCACGAGACCAGUGAUACGUAGCCAAACCAGCAUCGAUCCUUCCGGAGUUUGUUACACGUGAACCUCAUUGCGGGUGAUUGACACGCUUUCGUCUUUGUCUCGUUCAUCGCUGUCGUGCAAGCAUGUCGGAUUCUCUACCUGCCGACGCACCGGCUCCGCGACUAUGCCACCUAGUCAAGAUUCCCACUUUCGAAGGCUAUGGAUUCAAUCUGCAUGCCGAGAAAUCGAAACCCGGACAGUUUGUCGGCAAAGUGGAUGCCAACAGUCCGGCCGAGUUGGCCGGGAUGCAGGAAGGGGACAGGAUCGUCGAAGUGAACGGUGUCAACAUCGCCAGCGAGAACCACAGGCAGGUUGUUGAACGGAUUAAGGCAGUCCAGGAUGAAACCAAGUUGCUCGUGGUAGACAGUGUGACCGAUGCGUGGUACCGUGAACAUAAGCUUGUUCCUAGAAGCACGCAGAAGAACGUUAUUUACAACCGAACGCCAACUGAUGGUCCGCAGCAGCAGAACGGGCACGCAACGAACCAGGUCGUCGAGAACGGGUCUGUGCUUCAAAAGGGCGCAGCUGACACCACAGAGCUCCCUGCGGAUGCUCCAGUGCCACGACUGUGUCAUCUGGUUAAAUGGUUGGAUUUUGAGGGUUAUGGCUUCAACCUACAUGCGGAAAAGGACAAGUCGGGACAGUUUGUGGGCAAGAUCGACUCCGGGAGCCCAGCGGAAUAUGCUGGACUUCGUGAGGGAGAUCGUAUUGUGGAGGUCAAUGGGGCCAAUAUCUCCAGUGAGACACACCGGCAAAUCGUUGAACGCAUUAAGCUGGUACCAAAUGAAACCAAGUUGUUGGUGCUGGACCCAGAGUCAGAGAAGUGGUACAAGGCACACGGCAUUGUUGCUAAAGGCACACAGGCAAAUGUACUGUAUAUUAAGAACCCAGAACUUAACCCAGCCACACAAAAGGUAGAACCGAAGAUUGAAACCCCAGUCCCUGUAGAAGAGCAGGUCAAGACAGAAGAGCAGGUCAAGACAGAAGAGCAGGUCAAGACAGAAGAGCAGGUCAAGACAGAAGAGCAGGUCAAGACAGAAGAGCAGGUCAAGACAGAAGAGCAUGUCAAGACAGAAGAGCAGGUCAAGACAGAAGAGCAUGUCAAGACAGAAGAGCAUGUCAAGACAGAAGAGCAUGUUAAGACAGAAGAGCAUGUCAAGACAGACGUUCUGCAGGAAGUGGAAUCGAACCACGAUUUAAGGGAAGAAAAUGACGAACAAAAUUCUUCAUCUGAAGCGACAACAAAGUCGGAAGGAAGUCCCCCUACAUACACAGAAGCCAGCAUGACAGUGGAGAGCGUUGCCACAACGCAUCAAGUUGAAAACUCUACCAAUGUGGUCGAUGCACCCCCCAGAGUGGAGGCGUCACACGUAGAGCCACCAAAGGAAGAACCACCAAAGGAAGAGCCACCGAAGCCACGAUCAGGUGACCUCAACCUCAACAUGAGUGCCUCGGAGAUGCGACAGCUGUUAGCGCAGCGGAAAAAGCACGACCCCAAAAAGGUUCCCAUGGACCUCAAGAAGAAAUACGAACUUAUUGAGCAGAUGUGAAUGAGAAUGCACACACUGUAGAGUUGUCUUUUCUUGUAAGGUUUGAAAACGUCGGGAUAUGUUGUAACUAAGUCGACUUAUGAUAAUGGGCGUCUGAAGCAAGUGAGAAAUGGAGUACUUUAAAGGGACAGUCUCAUCCGUUCCAGUCCAUUUCAAAACUAUUGCGUCAUUUCAUUCCUCGUUGACCACUGACCACGAAAAAAAUUAGCCAAAUAUAUUGUCAACCGAUUCCGAACAAAGUAGUAUCUGUUUCAAUAGAUGGGUUUCUGGAUGCGACCGUCCCUUUAAAGAGCUGCUCAAUCCAAUGUCGAGUCUACAUAGAAUGUGCCUAGCACUGACACGCAUGAGGUCAUUAGAAAUGGGAAAUUUACCUGCAUCCCUGUAGUGUGCAUGGAAAACGGAACAAGUGCUUGAUGUGGACUCUUAUGCAGUAAAAAAAAAAUAUAUAUAUAUCGGUAGCUCUUUCUGGCUAUGUCUCGACAUGAAAAUAGGUGACCCAGAAAAUGGCGCUUCUCAUCUCAAGUUAGAUAAUGUUUGGCUUAAGAAUACAAAGAUUGACUAUAACGUGUGUUUUUACUUCCAUUGCCAUAGGACAGUACGAUUGUAGGAUAGCAGUAAAGCAGCAUGGGUCACUGCAUGGAACCCCGUAUCAGUGCAGCGUGUGCAAUAUUUUUGAUACAGUCCCAAGUGUCUCAUAGCCUAAAGUGAAGCCAUGUCUGAGCAGUUCUCAUUCUCCUGGCGUUUCUUAUGGUGCAGGCACCUGUUUUUAAGGUAACAACUGUUAAUGAAAUCAAUGAGCCAUAAUCAAUGACCAAGCAUUAGCUGUAAUCAAAAUAUUAGCCAUAGUCAAAGGUUCAGCAUGUACCGUAAUCUAAUGAGCAAAAUGUGUUUCAUUUCAUGCUUUUGAGCGCUCUCAUCAUUCCUUCUGAUCUUAUGAUGCACUUUAUCCUCUCGCAGUCACCUCGCAUUCAACGAAAUGUACGCUUUAAUGGGCAACUGCCCUGAGAUAUGCGAAACAAAAACCUUUUAAUAAGUUCACAAGAUGGACUCGCGUUUGACUACCAGGUAAACGUGGACCAUAAUUCCUAAAAUUGAGGACACUUAUGAUAGUUCGACCUGGUGUGGUGUUAUGAACCCCUUUUGCUUUUUCUUAAAAUCCUCGUAAUCGGGCUGAACCAUAAUGUAGGAUGGUAGAUAAAUUAAUUUAAUCUCUGCGCUGCAAGAGGUCUACCACUUAGUCAUCACUUCCCCGAUUAGUGUUCCGAAUGCCACUUGCCAAGAAUGCUGCUUCCAGUUUCAAGUAGUUCUUGGUUUAACGUUUUGAGGGAAAGGGCUCUUUAACUAGCAGCACAUGAAACCUGCAAUUUUUUUUUCCAUAUAUCGUAACUUUUUUUUUUUCAGAAAUUAUGGGUACAAUACAUGUGCUAGGUUACCUGCAGGAAACAGGCUGUACUUGCAGUCAUGCUUUCUAGAUUUUUAAAUGCAAUGCCAUUUCUUUAACACACUUUCGAAGCCUCGUCGCACCAGUUUGGUUGCGGCAAAGAAGGGCCCCUGCUCUUUUCCCUGCCUCGUAUGUUGUGCUGCUCAGGUUAGAAAAGUUGAGAAAAUCAGCACAGCAAGUCUCGCGUGAUGUCUCACAUGUACACUGUAGUGCAGUGAGACAAAACCAGUAUCCCAUGUAGUAGGAUCCACGGAAAUGUUGUGCAGAACAAAAUGCAGGGGUGUUGCAAGUGCUGUACUGCCUCGGCGAAGAAAUGCAGAGAAGUCCUAGAAAGAGCAGAUCACUGCCAUUUCUCCAGAAAAGGGAACGGAAGGGGGUUUUCACUCGUAAAGUAACAGUGCAGGAUAAAAACUGAGAGAGGCGAACUGCAGGAUUAUGUACCCGCCACUUCUAGGAAUGGUGGCUGUUGAAGUGUUUUUUUCUUAUUGUUUGGGCUAUGAUAUAGCCAGUUUUUACACAAAAAUUAGGCAUAUUAUUGCAGUGCCAUGUGUGUGUUUGUGUAAUGAAAACUAUUGUUAUGUGAAAGAAAUGUUGACCGUUUCCAUGUUGGUAUUUUGUGCCCAGUAUGCUGUGGUUAUCAGCCACUGGUUCUUUGAUGUACUUAAAUGUGCAUCAUGUCCUCACAUAUUAUGGGACCAUAUUACUUCUGUAGUACUGCAGUGCAUUUGUCAGGUAUGCACAUGUUGCAGUGCUUACAAUAGAACAAUUUGUGCCUGAACCACUAAUGCUAUCAUCUGUAAUUUUCCAACUGAUAGAAAAUAAUUUUCUUACCGUCCAACAUGUUGUGGCAACAUUUUUGUUGUUUUUAGGACUUUACUGCUCCAAGCAUUCAGUUCCAUAUUUUUGAUACAUGAACAAUAUUUCUUGAAGUUGUUUGUUAGCACAAGACUUAAGUGUACUUACUGUUUAAUUAAAUGGGAUUUUACUCUUUA